CGGCGGGCGCGGCCGUGCGGGCUACGGCUGCGGCGCGUGCCGUGCUUGGUCGAGCGGAGGGCCGGAGCUGUGCCUGGUCGCGUCAGCGGAAGACGCCAGCCAUCGGCAAGCCACAGCCUCUCAGCACGCCAGCAGCUCGGCGCCUCGGCCAGCACGUCGGCGGAAGACACUCGGGUGACCAGCAGGCAGCAACACGCCAGCUGCAGACCUCUCAGAGAGAUGGAAAGUGGGAUAUGUACAUGUACUGUAGUUAAUUUGUCUGGCAGUUCAAGUGCUGAAUUGCUCGCUACCUUCUGUGAUAACAUUCUGAAGAAAGGCUGCAGUGAAAAGCUCAGUGAUGAAGCCAUUGAAGAUGCCCUUGAGAAGGUGGUAAGAUUGCUUGCAUACAUCAGUGAUAAAGACCUCUUUGCUGAGCUAUCUUCCAGGAAGAAACUUGCAAGAAGAUUGCUUUUCGACAAAAGUGCUAAUGCUGAGCUAUCAGUGAUAAGAUUGCUCCUGUGGUGGCUUUUUUUUUCCUCUUUUUUUAAUGGUUUGCCGAGUGUAUUUUAAGGGCACUCGGCAAACCCUCCACUUUUUGCCGAGUGUAUUCCCUCGACACUCGGCAAACUGGCGUUUUUUUUUGCCGAGUGUCGGAUUUCACUCUCGGCAAAAUAGUUUGCCGAGUGCACGAUAGAAAACAGUCGGCAAACAAUUGUUUGCCGGCACGUUGUAC
This is a messenger RNA of Phragmites australis (common reed), 712 nucleotides long. RefSeq names its product cullin-1-like. The coding region runs from base 220 to 549 and encodes 109 amino acids. The record is from RefSeq and is a predicted model, not a curated record. Gene Ontology annotation, cellular component: cullin-RING ubiquitin ligase complex. Lineage: Eukaryota; Viridiplantae; Streptophyta; Magnoliopsida; Poales; Poaceae. The transcript is spliced from 3 exons. Gene Ontology annotation, biological process: ubiquitin-dependent protein catabolic process; protein ubiquitination. Gene Ontology annotation, molecular function: ubiquitin protein ligase binding.